AAUUGGGGAGAUCAAAAGAAAGCUCAUCAAGCAAGAGCAGGGGUAUCCCAAGUAUUAAACAGAUUAACUUUUGCUUCUACACUGUCCCAUUUGAGACGUGUUAAUUCACCAAUAGGUAGAGAUGGUAAAUUGGCUAAACCCCGUCAAUUACACAACACAUUGUGGGGUAUGAUUUGUCCUGCAGAAACUCCAGAAGGUGCAGCUGUAGGCUUGGUGAAAAAUUUGGCUUUAAUGGCAUAUAUUUCGGUAGGAAGCCAACCAUCUCCGAUCUUAGAGUUCUUGGAGGAGUGGUCUAUGGAAAAUUUGGAAGAAAUUGCUCCAUCAGCUAUUGCAGAUGCAACAAAAAUAUUUGUAAAUGGAUGUUGGGUUGGUAUUCAUAGAGAUCCUGAGCAACUGAUGGCUACAUUAAGAAAACUUAGACGCCAGAUGGACAUCAUUGUAUCUGAAGUCAGUAUGAUCCGUGACAUAAGAGAUCGUGAAAUAAGAAUAUAUACAGAUGCAGGAAGAAUUUGCAGACCCUUACUCAUAGUUGAGAAUGGAGCUUUACUAUUAAAGAAGAAACAUAUUGAUCAUCUUAAAGAAAGAGAUUAUAAUAAUUACGGAUGGCAAAAUUUAGUAGCCAGUGGUGUAGUUGAAUAUAUCGAUACAUUGGAAGAAGAAACUGUAAUGAUCGCCAUGAGCCCUGAUGAUUUAGCACAAGUUAAAGAAUAUGCUUACUGUUCAACAUACACACAUUGUGAAAUUCAUCCAGCUAUGAUUUUGGGUGUUUGUGCAUCUAUUAUUCCAUUCCCAGAUCACAAUCAAAGUCCAAGAAAUACAUAUCAAAGUGCUAUGGGUAAACAAGCCAUGGGUGUCUAUAUUACUAAUUUCCAUGUGAGAAUGGAUACACUGGCUCAUGUUCUCUACUAUCCACACAAGCCCUUGGUCACCACACGAUCCAUGGAAUACCUACGUUUCCGAGAAUUGCCAGCAGGUAUUAAUUCAAUUGUUGCUAUCCUAUGUUACACAGGAUACAAUCAAGAGGACAGUGUUAUUUUAAAUGCGUCUGCUGUCGAAAGAGGAUUCUUUAGGUCUGUGUUUUACCGAUCAUAUAAAGAUUCCGAAUCAAAAAGGCUUGGUGAUCAAGAGGAACAAUUUGAAAAGCCUACAAGACAAACAUGCCAAGGAAUGAGAAAUGCCUUGUAUGAUAAAUUAGAUGACGAUGGUAUUAUUGCGCCAGGAAUUCGAGUUUCCGGCGAUGAUGUCGUCAUUGGAAAGACAAUAACAUUACCUGAAAAUGAUGAUGAGCUCGAAGGCACAACAAGACGCUAUACAAAACGUGAUGCUUCGACAUUUUUGCGAAACAGUGAAACUGGAAUUGUUGAUCAAGUUAUGGUAACACUGAACAGCGAAGGUUAUAAAUUUUGCAAAAUACGCGUUCGCUCAGUACGCAUUCCUCAAAUUGGGGAUAAGUUCGCUUCACGUCACGGUCAAAAGGGGACCUGCGGAAUCCAAUACAGGCAAGAAGAUAUGCCAUUUACUUGUGAAGGAAUUACGCCUGAUAUUAUUAUUAACCCACACGCUAUUCCAUCUCGUAUGACAAUUGGUCACUUGAUCGAGUGCAUUCAGGGUAAAGUUUCAUCCAAUAAAGGAGAAAUUGGUGAUGCCACGCCUUUUAAUGAUGCUGUAAAUGUGCAGAAAAUAUCGUCGCUGUUACAAGAAUAUGGCUACCACCUACGUGGCAAUGAAGUUAUGUACAAUGGCCACACUGGCCGCAAAAUAAAUGCUCAAGUUUUCUUAGGGCCAACAUAUUACCAACGUCUUAAGCACAUGGUAGAUGACAAAAUCCAUUCCAGAGCCCGAGGACCUGUGCAAAUUUUGGUGAGACAGCCUAUGGAGGGGAGAGCUCGCGAUGGCGGUCUACGUUUCGGUGAGAUGGAGCGCGAUUGUCAGAUAGCGCACGGCGCCGCCCAGUUUCUGAGAGAGCGGCUCUUUGAAGUGUCCGAUCCUUAUCGUAUACACGUUUGCAACUUCUGCGGAUUGAUAGCCAUUGCAAACUUAAGGAAUAAUACAUUUGAAUGCAAAGGCUGUAAAAAUAAAACUCAGAUAUCCCAAGUGAGGUUGCCCUACGCCGCCAAGUUGCUUUUCCAAGAGCUCAUGUCUAUGAACAUAGCACCAAGAUUGAUGGUAGUAAACUAAGUUACCUACCGAAAACAAUCCCUGAUGGUGUUAAACUAAAAUCUAAGUUAUCUAUGUAAGUUUAUGGGAUGUAUAACCAAUAAAAUUUUUAAAAUUUUA
Messenger RNA from Papilio polytes (common Mormon), 2277 nucleotides. RefSeq names its product DNA-directed RNA polymerase II subunit RPB2 (gene RpII140). The transcript has a single exon. The record is from RefSeq and is a predicted model, not a curated record. Gene Ontology annotation, molecular function: DNA-directed RNA polymerase activity; DNA binding; ribonucleoside binding. The annotation marks the transcript as partial. Gene Ontology annotation, biological process: DNA-templated transcription. Lineage: Eukaryota; Metazoa; Arthropoda; Insecta; Lepidoptera; Papilionidae. Gene Ontology annotation, cellular component: RNA polymerase II, core complex.